AUGGAGUUGACCCCGUGCGAGAAGUUCUUGCUAUCCGAUUCGGACGACUCGGAUGUGGAGAGCAUGCUUGCGACCUUUCGGCAGCAAACAUUGGUCAUGGCGCUUGCCGUGAAGGAGCAUGAAGACGAGUACCGGAAGAGGAGGCGAGGAUCUAUUGUCGGGCGUCUGUGCAUUCCGCGGAAUCGCCAUCUUGGGAACGAGAUGUUGAUGCAAGAUUAUUUUUCGGAGAAUCCUACAUAUCCUGCACACCUCUUCCGCAGAAGGUACCGAAUGCGCCGUUCCCUUUUUGUGAAAAUUGUUGAAGUUUGCGAGGCAAAUUGCCGGUAUUUUACUCAAAGAAGGAAUGCCGCGGGCUUAAAGGGAUUUAGUGCAUAUCAAAAAAUCUCCGCAGCUAUGCGGGUGAUUGCAUAUGGCGUUCCUGCUGACUAUGCUGAUGAGUAUCUUCGCAUUGGUGAAGAUAGCACAAUUGAGUAUGUGCGUAGAUUUGCGAAAGUGAUCGUCCGUGUCUUUGGUCCCGAGUAUCUUCGGGCACCAAAUGAAGAUGACACAAAGAAUUUGAUGGCAGCUAAUGAGAGGAGAGGUUGGCCUGAUGAGAGAGGAAUGGACUUAGAAUUCUUUUACGACAAUGCGGGUAGCCGUGUCAAACCAGCUAGAGACCCAAACCGUAUUAGAGCUUUUCUUCAGACAUACAAGGAGAUUGAAAAUGCAGACACACUUUCAACUUCAGGAAGAUCUCAUUGA
Messenger RNA from Aegilops tauschii subsp. strangulata, 741 nucleotides. The record is from RefSeq and is a predicted model, not a curated record. NCBI's taxonomy places the organism in Eukaryota, Viridiplantae, Streptophyta, Magnoliopsida, Poales, Poaceae.